This is a messenger RNA of Porites evermanni, 14952 nucleotides long. The record is from the annotation of a GenBank genome assembly. Lineage: Eukaryota; Metazoa; Cnidaria; Anthozoa; Scleractinia; Poritidae.
UUUGUUCUUGCAGACGAGAAUGAAUGCCUGCAAAAUCCCUGCCAGCACGACUGUACAAAUACAUUCGGAAGUUAUACCUGCCAAUGCCAUUCAUGCUAUACCAAACUUGGAAGACUGUGUGAACUGAGACAAUGCAAAAUUAGUGGCUCAUGUUACGCUUAUGGAGCAGUCAACCCCAGCAAUAAGUGUCAGGUGAGAAAAAAAUAUACAAUAGAGAGUUUAAGAAUUGACACGCACGAGUCCGGUAAUUGCUCGUAGAACGACAAGUUUUUACUCAAAUCACGUCGUUUGACCGAAAUUGCACAAUGCGUUCGGGGCUUUUCACAUUGCAUCAAGCUGCUACUUCAUCCAGUAUUUUUAAACGAAUUCAUAUCUAGCAUCCUAUUUUUCAUUUGGAUUAACAAUUCAUUUAUAACCUCAAAAGCACUACUAAGGACAAGGUCCUGUACUCUUCAACAACUAAGAAGGUCGAAUCCAAUACACAAUUUUAAUAUCUGCUCCAUCAUGUAUACCGAUUUCACCUCAGCAGUAUAAAAAAAAAAUGUACGUACAGGUUGAUGAUGAGGGCUUCAAGCGUCAACAUGCACUAGAUAACAUAGCAAAACCCAAAGCCAAACAUUGCGAUAAAAAGCUGAUUUUUUUCUCGCACACGCCAUUUUAAGAUAUGCCACACUGAUUGUGAUGGAUGUACCAUCCAAACAAUUUGUCCGCUAAAUUUAAAAUGUUGUAAAGUUGGUGAGGGAAACUAUCUAAGUAUAUUGUUGCGGUAGUCUAAACCUUUUGGUUCAAAAAAGGCUAAUUAAUAAAUUUGCUUCUGACAGGACUGUAACAGUGCCAACAAGAUGGCCUGGACAAACAAUGACGCAUUACCUUGUAGUGACGGUGUGGCAUGCACUAGGAACGACCGUUGUUCAGGUGGUGUUUGCUCUGGAACACCAUUCACUUGCCUUUCGUGCGAAGAGUGCUACAAUGAUGCGUGUAGCGUUAAGCCCGGUUACUGUGUUAUUCAGGAUGGUGGAGUUAAGAAGUGUUUUGCCCAAGGCACCUUACGUCCAGGAUCUCAGUGCCAGGUACAAAGCCGUAAAUAUUUGUUUACUGGGCUGCCUGUGGCACAGUCCAAAUAUAAAAUUAGCUUUUUCCGCCGAAAAAAAGGCAAAAUGGCGGAUGGACCACCUAAAAGGCAUAGCAUGUCCUACCCCCUCUAACAGGGCCUCUUAUUUGACUUUUCUCUGGAGAUAAUGGGUCAUUUCAAGAGGGAAAAUUGCAGAAAAAAGUAUUUGCGAGACACCCUAGAGAUUUUUUUGGAUUUUGAUUUUUGUCCCCCUUUCGAUCAACCCAGUCACUUUAACUCUGCAGAACCCCCUCCACCUUAGUAUAUCUAACUUGAUCCACAAAUGCACCUCUAUAUCUCUAUCUUUAUUUCUCGGGAUAGGAGUAACUAGGACUAGCUAUACAGUCAGUUAGAGUAGAAAGUAUUAUACCACUACAGCCCAAUAAGUGUCUUGUUUUGAAAAAAAAAAAGUUUAUCCAAUGUUUAUCCCGUUCUUUGAUUUGCCACUCAAACUCGAGAGGGUACCCGCUUUUGAUAACGUGAACGGCACAACACUCAUUAAAAUAGAUUUAGUUUAAAAGACAGUUGGUGCCAAAAUGUUUUACAACAUUAAAAUGCCGCAACUGAAGAAUCUCUGAUUUGCGAUCUUAAAAGAGCAGAUCACGGAAUCUUCAGUAAGACAGCCAAACAAGGACUUUAGGACAACGACUAAGGGCGAAGUGUUGUCUAAGGUUGGAAUGGAUCGCUAUCACGCCGAGUGGCCCAGCUAUUCGAGCACAGUGCCUUGCUCUUACGCUUCUCCGUUUAUUAGUCUUAUAUGUUUAUUUCAUGGAUAAACCUGGAUAACAGGUGGUCACUUAGGUACGUAGGCUUUCAAAAUUUUCAUUUCUUAUGGCAACCGAUUCAUCAAUGACUUGUCUAUGUCGUUAAAGUCGUCGCUUUUUCUGGUAAUUUAAGAAGCGUUUUCUAAUUAAACUGUCUCUGUUAGUCUCCCGCACUAAUUUACCUUACAGUUUUCUGGCUUCUUAAAUUAACAUGUUCUCUUCCAGGAAUGUGACAGCAACAACAAAUAUAAUUGGACCAACAAUAACAAUCUUCAAUGUAGUGACAACAACUUAAAGACCAAAGAUGACCGAUGUAUCAGAGGCGCGUGCCUAGGCACCCCGUACAACUGCCUUCCGUGCGAGACACAUGACGGACGCGGCUGUCCAAUCAACCCAGGACACUGCAUUAUACAAAAUGGCAACCAGAGGAUUUGCUACGCUAAGAAUCAUUACAAACCAGGAAACCCUUGUCAGGUAGAAAGAUAGCGCUUUCGCACUGUACUUGGUAUCCUAUUGUAUUUUAAUCUGUGAUAAGGUAAAUACUGUGAAAGGGAUUCAAUGAAGCCCUCUGAGGUAAGAAUGGGUUUAUAACAGAUGAAUUCUGUAAAAAAAUGCCAGCAACAACAAAUGAAAACACAUGAUACACCAAUUCAUCCUGAGGCGGGCUGCCUGGUCUCAAACCUGAUAAGUAUGUUAAACUCGCAAGAAUAGUGCAGGGGAAAAGAAAAACAGUGUGGUUGAUGAAAUGGCAACGAAACUGAAAAGUGAUUCUUUUUUCUUUUGGUCCUGAGAAAGUUGAGCGUUUCUGUUCCCUUUGUGUUGCAAAAGAUGUAUGCAAGCGCCAGUACUUUACUUGGCGAUAAAUACCCAGUACAAGGAAUAUGCUUUAAAAACCGGUGAUUCAGAAACACACCCGCAAUGGCAGACGCCAUUCUCCCAACACUUGUCAUCGCGCUAACGUCAUUUACUUUGGGAACAAACACCACAAAUAUUUACUAACUACAAGUCUGAUAACUUUUUGGUUUCCAUCUAAUUUUAAGUGGUGUAAUCCAAGCAGCAGCACGAGCACCUGGACAAAUCGCGAAGGCGUGGCAUGUGAUGAUGGUGACAAGUGCACACGUGGUGACACAUGUCGCAGUGGCCAGUGCAGUGCCACACCAUUCACAUGUAAUUGGGUGUGCCAGUACUGUAAUGGCUAUAACUGCAGUCUGAAAACAGGAUUCGGAUUGGUAAACAACACGUGUAUGUGCAAGAUAGCAGGUGUGUAAAUGAAUUUAUAAAGCAAACUCUUACCAUCCACGCAUUUUCUUGGGGCACUCGGACGAUAUUGCGAGGGUCCUGGACUUAAUCUAAAGAUGAUUUUCUAAAUGAGCGCUUGCUCGCAGGUUACCUUGCAGCAUGAUUUCUAAGAGAUAAAUCAGCUAGUAACCGCAAGGACAAAAACAGGAUGGCUCAUAGACAGAAUUAGAGUUAACGUAUCUUGUGCACUAAAGAAAAUUUCUUAUGGAAGCCCGAGAAAAUGAAUGUCAAAUUUCACAAAAUGGCAUCUUACACAUGAAAUUUUCAGAAUUUUACCUGUGUUUUCACAAUUCCUGUGAAAUUUGACAUUCAUUUUCUCUGACUUCCGUGAGAAAUUUUCUUUGGUGUUAUUACAGAUGACUAAUUACAUCUUUAGCCCUUGAAAAAUCUAAAAAAGAAUGCAAUAUUCUGUACAUUAUUCUGGUACAAGAUUUUUGUCCACUGAAAAUCAAAAUUACUCAAUUUCCAGCUGGUAGAUUCCGUCUUAACUUGCUGAAAACACAAAAAAGGUGGGAAUGGGUUUCCGUUCCUGUAUUGAUUUUGGGUAUACUUUUACUUUCUUUGAAGUCUGAGAUUUAACCUCCGACAAUAAGAUUUACAACGUAGGCGCUACAUGAUUACCAAAUACAACACACUCUUUUCUUCAUACCCGGUAGGUCAAGACUAUGGACACCAGACCAUAAAUCCAUCAAACCAGUGUCAGUGGUGUGACCUGUACGACCCAACAGCUCGUGCUAACAGUGUCUGGUCAAACCGCCCUGAAGUAACUUGUGAUGAUCAAGAUGCAUGCACCAAGCAGGACACUUGUAAUGCCGGCAGGUGCUGUUAAAAGUCUUUUUACUAAAAACAUUACAAGGGAAAUUGCUCUAAUUAAAGGUCGAUUUGUAUGGUGGAAAAAUCAUUGGUCGGAAACCGUAAACUGGAGACUCUAGAAAAAGGCUUAAAAUCUUCACUAGAGAACUAAUUCUCCAAUGUAAUCAGAAAGAUGAGAACAAAAAUACUUGAAUACCGUACUCUCUUACCUUUCUCCAUACGGUUAAACCAGUAACCUCCAACGUCACCUCUUGGCAGACCCAAUAGAUGCCGACUCUGAAUAUUUGGAAGGUUUCCUAUUAAGGGAAUUUGGCCGUUAGCAGAUCUUAAAACUGAUAUACAAAACUAUAAACGAUAUAUUUUACUGAAAACAUGGAACAAGCUCUUUUUAUAUCAGGACCAUUUCCUACCUAGGCAUAUCCUGUUAUGUUACUAAUGCAAACUGUUUUUUCCUUCCAUUUCCUUUAAAUUUUAUUUUGAACAAAUAUAUAUGGACUGUUCUAUCCUCUUUUAACUCUGAACAGUGGCGGAUCCAGGGAAGGGGCCCGGGGAGCGCCCCCCCCGCCUAUUUUUGGACCAAACUGAGGCCCGAAGGCCCGAAACAAGUUUUUUUGAGGCCGCUUCCCCUUAUCUGAAGGUCUGAUCCGCCACUGCUGAAGCAUCUGCAUUGUAUGUGAGCUAGUUAGAUUCCAGGCUUUCUAACAUAUAAAAUAAACAGCAAGACAAGAAAAGAAUUCUUUAGGAGGUUAAACUACAAUCGCAGCAAACGUUCACCCUAUAUUCACCGGGUUACAUCCGGGGCACAGGAAUGGAUGGGGAAUUGGGAGGGCCUGAUAUGCCCACCCGGGACAUGAAACCGUGGAUACGGAUAUGAAAUCGUAUUCAGCGUGAAUAGCAGGAUUGAUUGGAAUGGAAGUUACCUUGGAACCGCCUUUUCGGACUUAAAUUAUUUUAAACAUUGGACAAAAUUUUCGUUAAGUAAUGUUGCCUGAGCAGCUGUUUCACUAACUCCGUGAAAGAAUGGUCACGGCAAGGCGAGUGCGUCCUUCCAACCGAUCCUGUGAAGUAAGAUUUAACGAAUUGUGGCAUUUUCAUCAGGUGUGUAGGCCAACCAUACUCUUGUCAGUCAACUUACCCGUCUUCAAGUUGUAUCAAGACUUCCCAUUGUGUUGGUGAUGGAACGUGCAGACCCAUUAUGAGAGCAACAGGGACCAUUUGCCGACCUCCUGUCGACGUCUGUGACCAGCCCGAAAGGUAAUGACCUAUGAGGAGGACGUCUCUGUAGUAAACAAACAUAUCCUUGUUUGUGUGCGAAAUGUUCAUGUGCUCUGGAUCAUUGCACCCUUUUUCUCAAAUGGACAGUAAAAAGUCAAUUAUAUUUGAAACCAUUUGGAAAAAAUUCUUCUUACAUGUCAAGUGAAUGGUAACGAUUCAGUGUUAACAGUCCGGUUACCUUUGGAUUGGUAUCCAUAAACUCUGAAACGGUUGCUCUUUUUUUGUUGUUUGGGGGAGGGGGGACAAUCACGUUUACGAUAUAAGAUGCUACUCCCUCACAUUAUAGUACGAUCAUCAUUUUCCAUAAGCUCUUCGAAAUUUCUGAUCAACUUUUUCUUCCCUUAAGAAGGGAUCGGGAAAAAAAAGGGGUGGUUUGAUAUGGAAGACGCUAGCAACACAGUCCCCAUUUAUUAUGUAGGUGUGAUGGUAACCUUGGGACAUGUCCCGCUGCAGUGCAAGACAGCAUUAACAUGACAACUGGCACAGCCCAAUUCAUGGAUAGCACAUUUCAGUCAGUUGUUAGCUAUCAGUACCUCACUGACAAACUCUACCUUCGUGUCUCCGGCUUUUCUGUCUCCUGUGGCCAUUUGAUGUUCAGAUGGUUUUUGCUAUCUUCAUCUUCCGCCUGCAACACUGCAUCACCAUUGAACGGGACAUUUCCUAACAGUAACUCGCAGCAAACUAUUACAGGUAGGUAGAUGUAAUGUUUCUAAAAUAAAACACUGCUCAGUUAUAAAUACACCAGUUCCAACCAUUUAAUGCUCGUAGUUAAAUCAGUUAAAUGCAACGCAGUUACAUCAGAAGAUGUCUUAAAGAUUAUAGACCGGACUCUCCUUUUAGUAUAAAAAAAUUUGAAAAAUACUGUGCAACGCAAAACUUCGAUGAUUUUUCCAAGGUUUACCAAAAUUUGUACGAAAAGUGGUUUUUCCGUGCCCUUUCAUGCUUAUUUUGAUAAACUUUGUGAAUAUCGCUACCCUUUUAGGCUGACUUCCUUCUUAUGUUUUGUUUGUAAACUGUAUUUGGAGGUCACCCCUUCGCGAUUGAUACACGACUUGCAGGGGCUUUCGCAGGCUUUUAACAAAGAGGAAAGGAGGCUAGAAGUCGUCUGAAAUUAGUCACUCAGGAAAGCGUAAUUUAAAAGGCGUGCCUAUGUCACCUGUACAUUUGACAAAAUUUACUGACUUUCCUAGAAUUGUCAUCUCUCAGUCAUCUAACAUUAAACUCAUCUAGAAGCAGGGACCGGACGUUUUUUCAUAGUUAACGUGCAUAGGAGCACGAGAACACUUCUGCACACUAACAUAGUAGCCCGUAAGUCGUAAUAUAAGGAGCAGAGGGAGGGGGCUCCGGAACCCUCAAAGUACCAAGGGUACGUUCCCUGACUUGCACAGAACCCAAAAGUCUUCCAAAGCAUGUCUGCUCAUGAAUUUGUAAGACUGGUCAGAGGUCCAUUUGCAACUUCUCGCUUCGGAAAAGGAAGGAAGUUGAAAAUUUGACUUUUUAAGCAAAUGUCUGGUUACUGUUGAUCCAGCUUUUUCUAUGACCGUGGAGAAACAUUGUUUGAACGUGAGACUCUUCUGAAGUUUUCGGUACCCUUAAGUUGAAUGAAUCCAGGCCACAGUUGUUCAAAAGGUAGAUAACGCUAUCCACCGGAUAAGUACUAUCCACUGGAUCGCACAAUUGGUUUCCCUAACACUUAUCCGUUGGAUACCGCUAUCCAACUUUUGAACAACUGGGACCAGAACUCAUUCGUUUGCUCAUAUCUUGUUUUCGCGUGUUCAUAGCUUAUCACAUGCAUGAAACUUUUACAGGACCUAUUCUCCAGGAUAACAACAGUUAUAAAGUUUCCAUACAAGCCUCGGAUAUAAGAAACAACGUACCUCAGCUUGUUUGUAGUGGUGUGAUCGUCAUUGAUACAUCGAAGCCACAAGGUGGUUGGAUUCGCGAUGGGUCUGGAGCUGACCUUAGUUACCAAGACGGAAAAUUAUUGCAAGUAAACUGGGGCGGAGUACAAACAAGACACGGUGUAAGAAAGUACGACUGGAAAGUUCUCAUAACCCCCAUUAACACAAAUCAGACCACCGAGCUUAUGCCAUUUACGACUGUUUAUCAGAACACUAGCGCACAAAAAUCUUUUAACAGCAUCACAGACGGCUCAAAAGUGAAAUUCGUUGUUCGAGCUUACACAAAAGCGGGACUAUUUUCAGACCUUACAAGUGACGGGGUUGUCAUCGACACGUCACCACCUAUUGCAGGAAAGGUCUAUGAUGGUAGUCAGGUCGGCUUUGAUUUGAAAUUCGCUAAAUGGGCAAAAACGUUCAGCGCAAACUGGAACAUCUUUACUGAUUCUCAUUCUCCCAUUUCACGAUACACUUGGGCGGUAGAGCGGGUAGGCACCGGAUUAAUCACCUCAUUUAAGGACACAGACCUUAACAGCAUUAGUACAGCAACUAACCUUAAUUUAGUUUCUGGUGAGAGCUACUGCGCAGUUGUCACAGGUUAUAACGAGGCUGGUCUUUCCACCACGGUCAAAUCAGACUGUGUGUUGAUAGACCACGAUGUACCGCUCGCUGGUACUGUAAAUGAUGGACUCUUUCAUGAUGUAGACUACCAAUCAGAAGAUACCAUGGUGGCAGCUAAUUGGAAUGGUUUCAGUGAUGGAAGUAAAGGGAGCGGAAUUGUGGAGUACAGAUACAAAGUCACAGAAGACAGUGGAGGUAUAAUUGUUCCCUGGACAUCUGCUGGCAAUGCCACUAACAUAACGCUUAACGGGUUGGUUCUUAAGAAUAACACUAAAUACUUCGUUACCGUUAAAGUAGUCGAUGCAGUGGGACUUAGCACUGACAUUACUACGGAUGGUGUUACUGUAGACACAACACAUCCUGUGUUCACAGGAAAAGUGGUCGUUACAGGGGUAAAUGACGUUAAAAAUGGAACAUCGUGUGUUUACAUUUCAAGUAUAUCAUCAGUAAAAGUACAGUGGAUUGGUUUCUCAGACGCACACAGCGGACUUCAGCGAUAUGAAUGGGCAAUCAUCCCCGCCGACAAGUCACUGUCAAACUCUGACUUGACAGAAGUUUCUGGGUCCAAUCUGCCUACAUCUGCAACAUUUCACAACCUAGCACUUAUUCAAGGAAAAGAAUAUUAUGUCAUUAUAAGAGCUUACAAUAGAGCUAAGUUAUAUAAAGACGCGUAUUCAGUCCUUGUGAUACCUGACUCCAGCCCUCCAUCCCCUGGAGAAGUGUUCGACGGAGCAACAUACGAAGUGGAUAUCGACUAUCAGGCUGAGAUUCAUCGUGUUUAUGGGUCUUGGGACGAUUUCCCCGAGCCUCAUACUGCGGUCAAGCAGUACCACUAUGCGGUGGGAAGCUGUAUCACUGGAAACUACCACGUGACAGAAAAUGCAUUCGUCAAGCUAGAUCCUCCAACGGCCACUUCUUUUGUGCUAUCGAACGUCACACUUGUUAAUGGUCAGCGAUACUGCGUGAAAAUCAAAGCUGAAAACAAAGCUGGUUUGUUUAGUAACGAGGUAUCCUCGGAUGGCUUUGUCGCCGAUGUGACACCACCGGAUACGCGAAACGCCCAGGUGCGAGACGGAAUGACAGGUUCGGACAUCGACUUUCAAGACAACACCACAGCAUUAUCAGCACAGUGGGACGGUUUUGCGGACCGCGAAUCUGGAAUUCAUUAUUACGAAUACGGAAUAGGCAAAAGUCGUGGCAAAAAUGCCGAUGUUUUUUCUUUCAAAAAUAUAGGCCUUAACACUUCAGCUACUGCGGGUGGCCUAUCAUUAAGUGACGAUGUCUAUUACUUCAUCGUCUGUGCCGUAAACAAGGCCGGGCUGCGCCAGUGCCUCAGCUCAGAUGGCGUUCUCAUAGAUUUCAGCCCUCCGAGCCUUGGGGUGGUGAACGACGGGAUUAUUGAACCCGAUCUCAAAUACCAGUCUUCUUUGUCAAGUAUGGCUGCUAACUGGGAAGGAAUCUGGGACUUGGAAAGUGGAAUCGAAAAAUUUGAGUGGAGCAUUGGAACCAGUACAAAUGACAGGACCAGUGUUCAAGGCUACACUGAUGCUGGACUCUCAACCCAUGUUAGAAGUAAAGCUGUUCUUAAUCUAUCAAGUGGAACAAAAUAUUACGUUCAUCUUAAAGUCACAAAUCAGGCAGGAGCUGUUAGAGAACUUGUUUCAGAUGGCGUAACAGCAGAUGGGACACCUCCGAAGCCAAGCGUAAUCUACCCAGGUUUUGGGCCGCAAGGCGAAUGGAUAUACAGCGACAAAGAAAGUUCCUUCUACUCUGCUUCAGCAUCAAGCAUUGCAGCUUACUGGACCCGAUUCGCCGAACCUGAAAGUGAGGUAUGGUACUACAAGUGGGCAAUAGGUACAAGCAAAUGUGGCACUCAAGUGCAGCCACUUGUUAACAUUGGCCGGUUAAACUACGCCAAUACGACAACGACUGAUCUGGUCUUUAGAUCCGGUAUUAAAUAUUACGUUACCGUAACAUCAAGAAAUCGAGCUGGUCUUGUGUCACAGUCAUGCUCAGAUGCCCUGAUCUUUGACAGCACUCCACCUCGUGCGGGAAAAGUUUACGUUGGACAGUCUUCAAACAGCCACAGAAGGAACACCUUCCAUGUCGGGAAGGGUAUUACUAUUUCAUGGAAAGAAUUUAGAGACCGUGAAAGUGGCAUAAGCAAAUGUAAUACCUCUGUAGAGAAUCAAGUGGGUGACGUUCUGUUCGUCCACAGUAGCAAUGAAACUUUAGGCAAUAUCUCUCUUCCUCGCCAUGUCCACCUUUUUCAUGGCGAAAGCUACAGUGCAACUGUUGAAUGUACAAACGACGCAGGCCUUUCUUCCUGUUCAUCUACCACUUUCGUAAUCGACGACACACCUCCCAUUCAGAACGGCCCCAUUGUAGCCGGUGUUUCACGUGAUCAACAUUAUCAAUAUCAGUCGGACAAAACCUCUGUAACAGCCACUUGGCCUCCAUUUACAGACCCAGAAAGUGAUAUCAGAAAUUAUCAAUUCGCCAUGGGAACUCGACCAAGCCUAGACGAUAUUAUUAGCUUUGAAGACGUUCAUCUCGCAACUCGAGUAAACAAAAAUGACCUAAGUCUUCUUCAGGGAGCUGUCUAUUACAUAACAGUGAUAGCAACGAACUUUGCAGGUUCAAGUACAAAUGUAUCAUCGCUUGGACUGAGGAUAGACACUACACCUCCCUUGGGUGUCAAUGGCUGCGUCCAUGAUGGACCAAGUGGUGACGAUAUAGACUUUUUUUCUCCUAAUAUGGACCUUGCAGCGCACUGGGAGGAGAUUAAUGAUGCUGAAAGUAGUAUCGUAGAAAGCAAGUACUGUAUUGGAACAAAGCCUCGCGGUUGCCAGAUUCAAACAACCAGAAGUGUUCAAGGAAAUAAAUCGUUCAUCUGCCCGACAUGCAAAGCGAAUCCAGGAGAACGAGUUUUUGUUACAGUAACAGCCACAAAUGGAGCGGGCCUGUCAGUGACUCGCAGCUCCAAUGGAAUGGUAUUAGAUGUUACUGCUCCUCGUAUGGGCUCCGUUAUUGACGGAAGUCAUGUAACAGGUGUUGACUACAAUGUCGUUCUUGAAGAGUGGAAUGUCUCCAUGUCUUGGUUUGGUGUGGAGGAUCAUGAAAGUGGUGUAAAAUUGUGCUUAUGGCGAGUACAGGACGCAGAUGGUUACACAGUGCUUGAAAGUGAGAUAAGAAAUAAUACAGUCUACGGACAAAAGAAAGUCUUUACUCGCCCUCACACAUACCUUGAACUAAACUUUUUACAAAAUGUCACUUACUAUAAUGUACUAACUUGUUGGAGCAAAGCAAGACUGCACAGCACAGCUCGUUCAAAUGGGUUUCGGGUGCAAUCUGUCUGGCCUGUUCCGGCUUCCGUUAGAAAUGGCAAAAAACAAGGUGUUAAUCUUGUCUAUACAACGAGCACUAGAAUUAUUGGCGCCAACUGGGAUCCUUUUACAAGCGACAUGACGGACCCAGUUGUUGACUAUGAGUGGGCCGUUGGCACGGCUGUCGGUAAAAACGAUAUCCUACGUUUUACUAGUGUAGGCCUCAAGACGAGCAUUGAAAGAGACUUGGCACCCAACGCACCAGGAGUUGACGUUUUGGUUGCUGGUCAGAAGCAUUACAUCACUAUAAAAGCUACGUCUGCUGCCGGCUUGUCAAGUAUGGCGAGUUCAAGUGGGUUUAUUGUAGAUCCGAGCCCUCCAGUGAAGGCAGAGGUAAUCACUAGUCACGUGGUGACUGACCAAAAACAGCGCAUUGUCGAAAUUCAUGUUUCUUGGGAUGGCACGCAGGACUACGAAAGUGGCAUUGAAAGCAGUGAUUACUGCCUAGGGACCACGCCUCGUACAUGUGUGGACGGUGCUACAAGAGUAGGACCGUCCACAACCGGGACCAUUGGCCCGUUCAAGCCUGAACUUCAAGCAGGUUAUUACGUCACUGUAAUUGUUGCAAACAGAGCUGGCCUUACAUCUGUCAUGUUUUCCAAGAAGCUAAUCUUUGACUCAACGCCUCCAACCCAAGGUACCGUACUUGACGGACUGGGCCAAGACACUGAUUUCACGGAUUCCAUGGAUUCUCUUUCGGUUCAGUGGGAAGGCUUUGAAGACGAGGAGACUGGCAUUGCUAGCUGUUCGUGGUCACUAAUAGAACAAUCUGCUUCUGACAAUAGUUCUACAUUUGGAAAUGACACUGUCGUGUUAACAGAGUCUGUGCCGAGCAGAGGCAAUCUCACUCGAGUAAAUCUCAAUCUUGUCCCAGGCGCCCGCUAUGUUAGCAAGAUAACUUGCUCGAAUGGUGAUGGUUUCAACUCCACGUCCUUCUCUGAUGGGAUCGUUGUUGACGUCACGGCAGCUAGUCCUGGUCUAGUACACGAUGGAUCGUCCCUUAAAAUUGAUAUGCAGUAUCAAUCCUCAUCAUCAGAGGUAGAGGCAAUAUGGGAACCGUUCAAGGAUCAAGAAAGUGGUGUAGUGAAAUAUCGCUGGAGCGUAGGCACUUCACCAGACAGAACUGACGUGCUAAAUUUCACAGACGUUGAUAUUAAAACCUUUGCCAAAACAUCAAACCUUACUCUCACUCACAGUCAGCGAUAUUACGUGACUGUUGAAGCUACAAAUGGUGCUGGAAUAACUUCACAUGGAUGGUCUGAUGGCUUUCUCGUGGACAUUUCUCCCCCUCUUUUAACAGAGGUAGGCGCUAGCAACUCUUCAGAACCAAUCAGAACUAAUCGUAAAACGUAAAUCUCAACUCCACUUUAAUUAAAAGCAGUUUCAUCAAAGAAACAAACAUUAUCUUGAAGUGGCAGAUUUAUUACAACAGCGCAUAAGCGAAACAGUUUUCACAUUAGAGGAACUGUUUACACGUUUUUUAGACCAAGAAGUGUUCAGAGUUUUUUUUUUUUUGCAUUUCUCCUCAAAAAUGGCUCGAAUUUCUGGGGUGACUAUUAGAUUUUUGGCCAUGAUGAAUGUAGAGCUACUCUGUAGAAAAGCCAUUAUUAAUUAUAAAAGUAACAAUGAUAAUAAUCAUCAUAGCUAUAACAAAAUUCUCAAAUCUGAAUGGCUAUCAACUGCCCUAAUUUCAGCCUUAAUAGGACAAUUUGAUAGGACAGUACGCGUCAUGCCCAAGUAAUUGGACAGUACGCGGUAAUGGGUAACAUUACUUCGUGUCCUCUAAUUCGGUCUGUAAUCAUACUCGUGAUUAAACAAAUCGGACUCCCGCUACAUGGUCGUCCGAUUUUGUUCAUCAGUCGUAUGAUUACAGACCGAAUUAAACUCCACUCAGUCCUGUUACCAUUAUUACUACUACUACUACUAUUACUACUACUACUACUACUACUACUACUACUACUACUACUACUACUACUACUACUACUACUACUACUAAUAUUAGUAGUAGUAGUAGUAGUAGUAGUAGUAGUAGUAGUAGUAGUAGUAGUAGUAGUAGUAGUAGUAGUAGAGAACAGUUUCUCGCUUUAAAAUCGUAUUCAACAAAAAAGUCGCAGAGAAAUCCUUUAAGAGGUUGCAUCUACCCCCUCGUUAUUCUGAGAGGUCAGAGAAGUUUUCUUUUUCUUAUUUUCAGCUUUCAAGUAGCUCAAAUGUAUGGCUUGGCCCCAAAGACAGCCUUAGCGUCUCUUGGAAAUCAAGCGAUCCCGAGAGUGACGUCAUAAAAACUGAAUUCUGCGUGGGAUCGAUUUCCAUUGGUUGCCAGAUUAAAUCUAUGACUGAGCUACCACCAAACGCCACCAAUGUAUCUUGCGAUGACUGUCAGUUAACCCACCUUGGAUCAUACUACGUUACAAUCCGAGUGACCAACGAGGCCGGUUUGUUUACCGUAGCAACAACGAAUGAAAUAAAAGUGGACUUAACAUCACCAGUGGUCGGUGACAUAGUUCAUGUGACGGAUGUCACGCCGUGCUUGAACAACUGCACCUUAAUUGCAAACAUUUCGUCAUUCCUCGACAAUGAAAGUGGUAUCAAGUUGUGCCGUUAUGCGAUACGAAACAGCAGUCACCUUUUGGGAGACUUUGUGAACAACGGAUUGGACAAAACUUUGAGAGCGGCAGGUCUGCAGUUACAGACUGGUGAAAGGUACUACUUUGUUGUUAGGUGCGAAAAUACCGUUGGACUUGUCACGGAAAAAACGUCUAUUGUGCCAGUGCUUGUUGACAACACACCUCCAAAGAAGGUAAAUUGAAUUUAUUUAGAGAACUCAUGGUCUUAACGCUUUUGCUGUUGUUUGAUGUGCUACUUAUCCUAAGCGCUCCUGCUUUGAUGAACCUUAUUCCGUCACCGGUAGGUGUUUAACUCGUAUCACAACAACAAACUUUAAAAAGUUUGAAAGAUGUUCAUAGGCAAGUAACGCAUUCGCAAAACAAAAGAUUCAUUCCCUGUUUAACCUACCCAAGCAACAAAUGUAGCCUUUAGCCUUUCCUGAAAAAUUGUGUUCCAUCACCCGUGUUCUAUAACGAGAACAAGUCGACACCUCUAUGAAGCAUGAUGCUUAUAAUUAGAGUAUGUGGAUAUAGCCGGAGAUAUAGCCUUAAAAGGCAAAUGAAUGGCCGCUUGCAAACAACUUUGUUCCCAGGGUCCUCUCCUAACCGUCUCUGCAGAGACUGGUAGGAGAGGAACCUAGGAAAGAGGUUGGCUUGUAAACAGUUGCGCCAUCAAAAGUGUUACUGGUUGAGGCUUUUCACAAUGAAGGGCUUCCACUUUCGGUCUCGGUGAAAGAAGAACCAUCACCUGCAAGCAUGCGUAUGCUGACAUCUGAAUAUCAACUUCUUUGUUUUUAGGGUGCAGUGAUAGUGAGCGCAGACCGCACGCAUGACGUGUUUGGCAUUCACUCAAGCUGCCACUUAUUUAACAGGACACUGCGGGCUCACUGGUUUGGUUUCAAUGACGACGAAUCAGGCAUCAGCGGCUUUCGCGUAGCAGUGGGAAAGAAACCCAAUACAGUGGACGUUUUGCCGUUUCAUGACGUUGGCAUGACAACAAAUAUCACCCUACCCUUAAAUAAUACCAAUGGGCUGUUUGAUGGGGACAUCGUGUAUGUAACAGUAGAGUCAAGCAAUCAAGCUGGUCUAACAACUUACAGCAGUUCUCCCCCUACAAGGCUGAUUUCAGCAGACAGCGAUGCUUACACAUCUGAAGGAGACUUUUACUGCUAUAAUGUUUAA